AUGUCCUCCCCACCGACCGGAGACGUCAGUCCGUCCAACAACAAUCUCCGCCCGCCCUCAACGCGCCCAACACCCUCCAAAACCAAAUCCUCGACCUCAACCUCGUCCUCGUCCCGCCGACAACGGAGCCGAAGACCCGCAAGCAGUAACGGCGGCGGCUUCUCUGCCCAAUUCCGGCUCAACAGGCAGCGGAGCGAGACCGAGCGCUUGCUGGCGACGCAGCACGACGAGGAGGACUUUGCCGACAGCGACGGCCUGUACCCGCCGCACUGCACGUGGACGAGCCUCGAGCAGGACCGGUUGGGCGGACGGCCCCCCGCGGAGGCGGACCCGUUUGGGAACGCGCAUUGCAAUGUCUAUGAGAAUAUUCAUCGCAUACGGCGAGAUAUCAUGACGAGUAUCGAUGACCCCUAUUCUCUCGACCAGCUCAAAGCUCCGCGGAUGAACAUUUCGGUCGUGCGGCCGUUGGUCGAUUCUCUCUACGAGACAAACGACUUAUCAAUCGUGUACUGCCUCCUGGUCAACCGCAUGCAAUUCAUCCGCGAACAAUCCUACGCCACACACCAUCAAACGGUGAACCUCACGCGCGCACUCCUGUGCGAGCUGGUCGCGGAGAAGAUCCUGCGUCGGUACAACGAACACAACCCCGGACCCAGGGGCCUGCUCAAAUUGGCAAAUAUCUUAGUUGCAGGCUUUGAGCCGUUCCAGGGUGCUCCCGACGAGGUGACCAAGCAGAACCAGCACGCGAUGCAUUACUGGGCUGCUCAGCACAGGUCCAAGUCCGGCAAGGUGGAGAGGAAGUUGACCGCGCUGGAAGUCGCAAUUGUCAGCGCCAGCAAGUCCUUCCUGGCGAGUAGCGCGUGUCAAAAGGUCGUCGACGCCAUCUACCGCGGCAAGGUCGUGUAUACGCCUAGCAGUUUUAUCGACAUCAUACCCGACCACUGGAAGAAGAGGCCCAUCUCGCUGUACGAUCCGCGACGAGCGCCACUGCUAAAUCAGUACAGAUUGAUCGUCCCGCGGACGAGGAACUUGAUCGAGGUGUGUCAGUUUAUCAUCUUACUGGGCUUGUACGUCGGGGUCAUGGCUGGGAGGGAGAACCGGAUGAACACCACCUACGAGGUUCUCGAGCUGGUGUUUGACGUUUACGGCGCUGGUUGGGUACUCGAUCAAUUCGCGUCUAUACUCGAACAUGGCUGGGGCGUGUAUACCCAGAACUUGUGGUCGUUCCUCGAUGUCAUGUUCUCGACAAUAUUCCUCAUCUACCUGGUCUUGCGAGUUUACGCUUUCUCGGUUACCGACGAGGAGCAGUCUACUAUUAUUUCCCGGACUGCCCUCGACAUCCUCAGUUGCGGUGCUCCGGUUCUAAUUCCUCGACUAGCAUUCAACGUCAUGUCGGAGAAUAUGCUAUUCCUCUCUUUGAGAGCGAUGAUGACUGACUUUUUGACACUGACUGCUCUGGCGGUGUGGUGCUUUGCGGGUUUCCUCUUGAGUCUCAAGUGGUUGCACGCUGGCGCUCACCAGGCUGUGACAAUUGGGGAAUGGAUGAUCUGGAUCUGGUUCGGUCUGGAUGGCACCGGCAUCGAUCAAUCUCCAGACUUCCAUUGGCUCCUCGGACCUGUCUUGAUGGUCUUGUUCGCUUUCCUGGGCAACACGCUAUUCCUCACGGUCCUCGUCUCAAUGUUGACGAACACGUUCAGCAACAUCGUCGGCAACGCUGUUCAAGAGAUUCAAUUUCGACGAGCAGUGCUGACUUUCGAAGGGGUCAAGUCGGACGCAAUAUUUGCGUAUAUGCCACCAUUUAACAUCCUUGCAUUGGUCGUCAUGCUCCCUUUGAAGUGGAUACUCUCAGACCGAAUGUUCCACAAGAUCAACGUCGCCGCUGUCAGGACUAUCAACCUACCCACGUUGAUGAUUGUUGCAUGGUACGAGAGGAGGACACUGUGGAUGUCGGACAGGCGGAAAAUCUCAAGCGGCAAGAAGAUCGACUGGAAGCAUCCUGGCGGACCCAAAGCCACGCCUGCGCAGUACUGGGCUCUCUCACGGUUUAGUGUACAUGGAGAUGUCCACGCAGUGUUCGACAUCGACCCGCCACAGUCGGUACUGGACAAAAUCGCUGAAGAAGAUGACCUGAGUCAUGACGACAGGAUGGGGAUUCUAUCCAACAACAAAUUGCAGGAUCAAUUCACGCACUUGUCGGAGGAAAGGAGAGCGAGCCAGACAGUUGAUCCUCCGAAGCGCAGGCCAUCUGUCAAUCCGCAUCCGCAGCCAACAACGAGCCAAAGAAGAGAGUCCCAAGCCGACCAGAAGCUGAAAAAACAGUUUCAUGACACGAGUGAUGAGGCAGGGGACGAAGAACAACAGCAUCCACCCGGACACCGAAAGGUCAACAGACGUCAAAGAAUGGAUUCCCUGGUUGACUUGAGUGGAGAUCACGAUGGUCGACUGCUGGAGGCGACCGCCAGACUGCACAAGAUAGAAGAUGCGUUGGAGAGAAUGGAGGCCAUGAUUGCUCAGUUACUGGGCGGAGAUGCCAGCAGCGAAAAUAGCGAGGGACGGGAAGAGCUCGAGACAGAGAUCAGGGACAACUCGAUCAAAUGA
Messenger RNA from Fonsecaea multimorphosa CBS 102226, 2598 nucleotides. RefSeq lists its product as uncharacterized. The record is from RefSeq and is a predicted model, not a curated record. Lineage: Eukaryota; Fungi; Ascomycota; Eurotiomycetes; Chaetothyriales; Herpotrichiellaceae. The transcript has 5 exons. The coding region runs from base 1 to 2598 and encodes 865 amino acids.